Henningerozyma blattae CBS 6284 is the source of this 468-nucleotide messenger RNA. It is a transcript of the gene POC4, whose product is annotated as Poc4p. NCBI's taxonomy places the organism in Eukaryota, Fungi, Ascomycota, Saccharomycetes, Saccharomycetales, Saccharomycetaceae. The record is from RefSeq and is a predicted model, not a curated record. The transcript has a single exon. Bases 1 to 468 code for a protein of 155 amino acids.
AUGUAUACCAAGACUAUCAAGACCUCUAUUGUAUCACCACUAAAUGAUUCUCAAUCUAUUGAAAUAAUACUGACCAUCCCUGAAGCAAUUGAUCAGCAAAGUAAAAAAAUCCCAGUAUCAAUGGUCUUGUAUCAUAAUGAUAAUUAUAGACCAGAAACCACUGGAAUAGAUCAAGAUAAAGUCAAGCUGAUAUCUUAUCAUUAUGCUGUCCCUUAUACAAAGAACAACGGUAGGACAGAAGUGGUGAGUACUCCUCUACUAGAUACAAACGUGGAUCUGUAUAGAGACUUGACAAGACAAAUAUCCACAUUACUAGUAAAGAAGCUCAAUAUACCUGUAUAUGUAGCUUAUGGAGAGUUAAUAGGCGCACCUGUUUCUCAAUCAGCCAUCCCAAUGGAUCAAUUGUUUAUUCUAAGGAAAUGUAUAGCUUUUGUGGAAGAACAAUUGAAAAAGCAAGCAACACAUUGA